AUGUCCGUCUCUGAGAAACGCACCCUUUAUGACAAAAUCUGGGACUCACAUAUCGUAGAAACGCUUGAAGACGGGACGUCGCUCUUGUAUAUUGAUCGUCACCUUGUUCACGAAGUAACAAGUCCGCAGGCGUUCGAAGGGUUACGCCUCGCUGGUCGUCGUGUCCGUCGACCGGAUUGCACUCUGGCGACCGUCGACCAUAACACUCCAACUGUAUCGCGAAAGUCAUUCCGUUCGCUGAGUUCCUACGUCACGGACCCAGAGGCUCUGGCUCAAUGUCAAGCAUUGGACCAGAAUGUCGCAGAGUUCGGGUUGACAUACUUCAACAUGCAAGACAAAAGGCAGGGAAUUGUCCAUGUCAUAGGACCAGAACAAGGUUUCACGGUGCGCGGCACCUUCCAAUCACAUGGGGCGUUCGGCUGCCUCGCGUUCGGAAUCGGCACAUCCGAGGUCGAGCACGUCUUGGCCACCCAGUGCCUCCUGCAGACGAAGAGCAAGAACAUGCGCAUCAACAUCGACGGCGCACUAGCCGAGGGUGUCACCUCCAAAGACGUGAUCCUACACAUCAUCGGCGAGAUCGGCGCGGCUGGAGCGUCGGGCACCGUCAUCGAGUACACGGGGAGCGCGAUCCGGAGCUUCAGCAUGGAAGCGCGCAUGAGCAUCUGCAACAUGAGCAUCGAAGCGGGUGCGCGCGCAGGCAUGAUCGCCCCGGACGACGUGACCUUCGCGUACUUGCGCGGCCGGCCGUUCGCGCCGCAGGGGCGGGACUGGGAGCGCGCCGUGGCGUACUGGAAGACGUUGCGAAGUGACGACGGCGCGGAGUUCGACCUCGACGUGGACAUCCGCGCGGAGGCCGUCACGCCGACGGUCACAUGGGGGACAUCGCCGCAGGACGUUGUGUCCAUCCUAGGGCGCACACCGGACCCCGCGCAGUUCACGGACGCCAACAAACGAAAGUAUGUCGAACGCGCCUUGCAGUACAUGGGCCUCGCCCCGAGCACGCCGAUGCAAGAUAUCACCGUCAACAAGGUCUUCAUCGGGUCGUGCACGAACGGGCGCAUUGAGGACCUGCGCUCUGCAGCCAUGGUCGUGCUCGCUGCGGGUCCAACUGCGCGGGUGCGCGAAGGCGUGCAUGCGAUGGUGGUCCCUGGGUCGGGGCCGGUCAAAGUACUCGCCGAGGCGGAGGGGCUGGACGUUGUCUUCCAGAGGGCUGGCUUCGACUGGCGCGAGCCUGGUUGUUCCUUGUGCUGUGGCCUGGCCGAUACGCUCGGACCGGAAGAGCGCUGUGCGAGCACGACGAAUCGCAACUUCGAAGGUCGUCAGGGCCCGCGCAGCCGCACGCACCUCCUCAGCCCCGCGAUGGCUGCUGCUGCCGCUCUCGCUGGGAAGUUGAUAGAUGUGCGACGGUUUCUUGAUCAUGCCACAAAUACUGGGCCUGCGUUGCAUCUGGCGGCCAGUGCAGAUGCAUACUCGAAGACUGCCUCUGAGGAGCAUGACCAUGACCGCAUACAGCCUGCCUCCCGUCGUCGUGGCAAGGCCGCACGCAGACCCAAAGAUACUGCAGGUACCGGGCCGUUAUCCAUUGCCUUCAAGACACUGAAAGGCAUCGCCGCUCCUCUGUAUAUCCCGAAUGUCGACACGGACGUACUCAUCCCCGCCAUGUUCGUCAAGACGCUGAAGCGCACUGGGCUCGCGGACUUCCUCUUCUUCUCUCUCCGUAACGACACCCGCACCGGCACGAAACCGACUUCGACGGCGAAGAUACUCGUUUGCGAUAUGCCCAACUUCGGAUGUGGUAGUUCACGCGAGCACGCCGCGUGGGCGUUGAAGGACUUCGGCAUCCUCUGUGUGAUCGCCCCCAGCUUCGGCGAGAUCUUCCAGAGCAACUGCAUGCAGAACGGGAUGUUGCCCAUCGUCCUCCCGACUCCCGACUGCCAGGCGCUCGCUGCGGAUGCCGAGGAAGGCUCCGUGCUCGAAGUCGAUCUGGACAAGCAAGAGAUCAGGCGAGGUGAGGGCAGACCUCCUAUCACCUUCGCCGUCGACCCGCUCCGAAGGCACCGCUUGUUGAAUGGAUUGGACGACAUCACCUUAACUCUGCAGAGAGAAGACGCGAUCGCGAGCUUUGAGGAGCGGAGGACGGAGUUAUGGCCAUGGCUUGACGGAUUUGAUCACGGUGGGGCGAUCUGA
Messenger RNA from Fomitopsis serialis, 2187 nucleotides. RefSeq names its product aconitase. Gene Ontology annotation, molecular function: 4 iron, 4 sulfur cluster binding; 3-isopropylmalate dehydratase activity. Gene Ontology annotation, cellular component: 3-isopropylmalate dehydratase complex. Lineage: Eukaryota; Fungi; Basidiomycota; Agaricomycetes; Polyporales; Fomitopsidaceae. The transcript is spliced from 9 exons. The record is from RefSeq and is a predicted model, not a curated record. Gene Ontology annotation, biological process: L-leucine biosynthetic process. Bases 1 to 2187 code for a protein of 728 amino acids.